Molecule: messenger RNA, 1377 nt
Organism: Micromonas commoda
Lineage: Eukaryota; Viridiplantae; Chlorophyta; Mamiellophyceae; Mamiellales; Mamiellaceae
Product: Drug/Metabolite transporter superfamily
Exons: 1
Coding region: 50-1318 (422 amino acids)
Cellular component (GO): Golgi apparatus; endosome; trans-Golgi network
Molecular function (GO): antiporter activity
Source: RefSeq, a predicted model, not a curated record
UCGCGGUCGUGAGCGAGAUUUGGCGGCGGGUUUCGUUUAGCGGGUCGAGAUGGGUUUCCGCCUGUGGGGUCGAAAGAAGGAUGAGGAGCAGUCGUGGAGCGAGUUCGGGGAGCUCAUCGUCCACGUCUCGCUGUUCAUGCUGUCCGGGCCGACUUUGAUUCUGCUGCAGAAGUACGUGCUGGGCAACCUGGUGUUCGAGUAUCCGAUCUUCAUCGUGACGAUGUCCACGUUCUCGAGGUGGUUCCUGAUUCUGGGCCUGGUCCACACCGGCACGGUCAGGCUCGGGGCGCACAGGGACCUUACGUUCAUGGAGUGGACCAAGGGCAUGCUCCCGGUGGGUGUCUUGGAGUGCAUAUCUCUCGCGACGGGCUCGGCCGCGUACCUUCACCUGUCGGUGUCGUUCGUGCAGAUGCUGAAGGCUUUCCAGCCCGUGGUGCUGAACGUGCUCAUCACGACUCUGGGCCUGGAGCCGUUCAGCAUGCGCGCGUUCGUGUGUAUCGUGCUGGUCACCUUUGGCAGCGUCCUGGCAGCCAUCGGCGAGGUGAACUUCACGCUCACCGGUAUGUACCUCAUGCUCGUCUCCGAGCUGGCAGAGUCGGUGAAGUACGUCGUGCUGCACUACUUUCUGCGCAACGAGGGAUACUCGCUCUGGGAGGGUAUUUAUUUCACCACACCGUCGAGCGCGUUCUCGCUCGCGGUGCUUUGCUUCGUGUUUGAGCGCGACGUGGUGGAGCAGGAGAACCUGCUCGUCGUGCAGCACAACUCGAUUGUUUUUCUCAGCCUGGUGACGCUAGCGAUCAUCACCAGCGUUUCGGGGUUCGGGAUCAUCAAGGAGCUGGGAAGCGUGGCGAACAAGGUGUUGGUGAUGUUGAGGAACGCGCUGCUGAUUUAUCCGGCGACGCAGCUUUACGACGAGGUGGUGGCUCCCAUACAGGUGAUUGGAUACUCCAUAACUCUGCUGGGCACCGCUGGUUUCGCGUUUUUCAAGGUGAGCCAGGAGGUGAUAACGCGCACGCAGUCGCAGAUGGACCUGGCGUCGAUGGCGGAACUGAGCAGCAGCGACGACGAUGAGGGGACGGUGCCGUCCGACGUGGACUCGAGCGGAGGACGGGGACGGUACGGCGCCGUCGGCGGAUACGCCAGCGACCCCACCACGCAGCCGCUGCUGGCGAGUCCGGUGAAGGCGAGCAGGCUGGGGACGCCGCCGCGUUCGCCGAUGAAGCGGAACGGGUCCAUCAAGCGGUCGGGGAGCAAUAGCGGAAGGGGCCCGGGGCUACGAAGGACGUCGCCGCCAAACACGGGCGGGUACUGGGAUUGAUGACGCGGAGAGAGCGACACGAUAAGAUUAGCGGGAAAAAAAAAUUAAUCACACGCGCG